This is a messenger RNA of Trichechus manatus latirostris (Florida manatee), 1509 nucleotides long. It is a transcript of the gene OLFM4, whose product is annotated as olfactomedin 4. Lineage: Eukaryota; Metazoa; Chordata; Mammalia; Sirenia; Trichechidae. Gene Ontology annotation, biological process: signal transduction. The record is from RefSeq and is a predicted model, not a curated record. Bases 1 to 1509 code for a protein of 502 amino acids. The transcript is spliced from 5 exons.
AUGAGGCCAUACGUCCUCUCCUUGCUGGGCCUCCUAUUCCUCGUCGGCCCAGCUGCAGGGGAUAUGGAGUUUUACAGGUCCAUAACCCCCAGCCCUGGCUCCAGUUCAGCAGGUGACUCCAGCUCCAGCUCUGGCAUCCUCCAGCCUGGCGGUGGUCCUGACUCCAGGUACCAGCCGUUUUCCAAUUUCACCGGCUCCAUAGAUGACCACGGGACCUGCCAGUGCUCCGUUCUCCUGCCAGAUACCACCUUUCCCGUGGAGAAAAUGGAGCAGUUGGAAUUCACAGCUCGCUCUCUCACUGAGAAGUUCCAGACAGAGCUUUCUAAAGUAAAGGAGUAUACUGAACUAAUCAGCAUAUAUGAAAAGAAGCUCUUGAACCUAACUGUCCAAAUAGAGAUCAUGGAAAAGGAUUCCAUUUCUUACACUGAACUGGACUUUGAGCUUAUCAAGAUGGAAGUGAAGGAGAUGGAGAAGCUGAUCAUCCAGCUGAAGGAGAGUUUCGUUGGAAGCUCAGAAAUUGUUGACCAACUGGAAGUGGAGAUAUGGAAUCUGACUGUCCUGGUGCAGAAGCUCGAGACACUAGACAAAAACAACAUCCUUGCUGUUCGCCGAGAAAUCGCGGCGCUCAAGAAGAAGCUGAAGGAGUGCACGGCCUCCAAACGGGAAGACGCCCCUGCUGUCCCUCCUCCCUCUCCGGGGAGCUGUGCUCAUGGUGGCGUGGUGAACAUCAGCAAGCCGUCUGUGGUUCAGCUCAACUGGAGAGGGUUUUCCUAUAUAUAUGGGGCCUGGGGUAGGGAUUACUCUCCUCGGCAUCCAGAGCAAGGGCUGUACUGGGUGGCACCUUUGGAGACAAGUGGGAGAACGUUGGAAUAUUACAGGCUCUACAACACACUGGAUGAUUUGCUGUUGUACAAAAAUGCCCAAGAGAAUCGGGUUGUUUAUGGCCAAGGCAGUGGUACCGCAGUCUACAACAACAACAUGUAUAUCAACUGGUACAACACCCAGGAGAUUGCUAAGGUUAACUUGACCACCAACACAGUCGCUGUGAAGCGCCCUCUCCCCGGUGCUGCCUAUAAUAACCGUUUUUCAUAUGCUAAUGUUGAUUGGCAAGAUAUUGACUUUGCUGUGGAUGAGAAUGGAUUGUGGGUGAUUUAUUCAACUGAAGCCGCCACUGGUAACAUAGUGAUUAGUAAACUCAAUGACACCACACUUGAGGUGCUAAGCACUUGGCAGACCAAGCAGUAUAAACCAUCUGUUUCUAACGCCUUCAUGGUGUGUGGUGUCCUGUAUGCCACCCGUACUCUGAGCACCAGAGUAGAAGAGAUUUUUUACUACUAUGACACAAACACAGAGAAGGAGGGCCAGCUAGGCAUUAAAAUGCCAAAGGUGCAGGAAAAAUUGCAGAGCAUUAACUAUCACCCUUUUGACCAGAAACUUUUUGUUUAUAAUGAUGGUUACCUUCUGAAUUACGAUGUUAUCUUCCAGCAGGAACCCCAGCAACCUGUUUAG